This is a messenger RNA of Entelurus aequoreus (snake pipefish), 5080 nucleotides long. It is a transcript of the gene tmem234, whose product is annotated as transmembrane protein 234. The transcript is spliced from 5 exons. The coding region runs from base 109 to 525 and encodes 138 amino acids. The record is from RefSeq and is a predicted model, not a curated record. Lineage: Eukaryota; Metazoa; Chordata; Actinopteri; Syngnathiformes; Syngnathidae.
CCGUUCUCAAACCAUUGCAAGAAAAACUAUUCUGAAUUCUGAAAUACGUUUCGCAAACACUUAGUAGCAGUCUUUGUCUUGAACGCAGCCCGUCUCGGAGUUGUUACGAUGGUGACGCUGGUGGAAGUGUUGAGCCUCAUGCUGGUGUCCGUGUUGUGGGGCUGCACAAAUCCUUUUCUAAAGAGAGGCACAGAAGGUAUCGAACAUGUCUCCAAGUCCAAUAAAGUCUCUCAGUUCCUGGCUGAGGUCAAAUUCCUCUUCCUUAACGUCAAGUACUUAAUCCCGUUUGUACUGAACCAGACUGGCUCAUUGGUCUACUAUUACACACUCUCCACCACAGACUUGUCAUUUGCUGUGCCCGUGUCCAACUCUCUGACCUUACUGUGUACUCUGCUCACUGGCAAGUUACUGGGUGAAGACUUUGGAGGCAAACAGGCUGUCGCUGGACUGUUCCUCACCGUGUUUGGCAUUACUUUGUGUGUCAUAAGCUCCAUAGAAGACACUGGCACUCAGGCUCCGUCCUGAUGGCAACUUUUAAAUUUAACUGCACUAUUAGCGCUGAUCUGGCCACUCAAAAUGUAAAUAUUAAUUUCUGGCAAGGCCACACUACUCUUCCAUGUUUACUUACAAACUACGAAAAAAAAACAUAUCAGUAAAAAUGUUCACAUUUCAAGAAUUACAUUUCCAACUAUAGAAAACCUGUUGUGAUUAAGUUGUAGUUUUAUCUGCCCAUAUGCUAACAUAAGUACGUCAUAAGUGAGUGUAAAACAUACAUCCUUUUGUAGUACAAGCUUUAGUAGGUCUCACACACACACACGCACGCACGCACGCACGCACGCACGCACGCACACACACACACACACAUUAACUACGGUCGUAGAGGAAGUACCAUUAAAAAAAAAAAAACUACUACCAUAAAUAAACCAGAAUUUACUCACAAGUUACUGAGUACUUGACUAGUUUUUUCACUCAAUAGUUAAUUUUUUUUUACUUUUUACUUUUACUUGAGUCAUAUUACCGUAUUUUUCACACUAUAAGGCGCACCUAAAAAACCUAAAAUUUUCUCAUAAACUGACAGUGCGCCUUAUAAUCCGGUGCGCCUUAUAUAAUGACCAAUAUUGAGCCACAACAGGUCUUGCAACUAUAGGAUGCAUAACGUAACCCCAGCCUCUACUGUAGCGUCUAUUCUAUGCGCCUUAUAAUGCGGUGCGCCUUGUAAUGCGGUGCGCCUUAUAUAUGAACAACGUUUUAAAAUAAGCCAUUCAUUGAAGGUGCGCCUUAUAAUCCGGUGCGCCUUAUAGUGCGGAAAAUACGGUACUCUAAAGCAGGGAUGUCAAACGUACGGCCGGAUCAGGCCCACAAACAGGUUUUAUCCGGCCCGGGGGAUGAGUUUGCCAAGUAUAAAAAUUUGCCCAAAUUUUUGGAUGAAAGAACCAGCUGUUCUAAAUGUGUCCACUAGAUGUCGCAAUAGCAAUUAUUUGUAUCUUUGUAAAUGAUGCUACAUAUGUAAAAAAAACAAAAAACACUUCAGUGCACCAGUUGAGGAAAAUGAGCAAUCUACAUAAAUAACAUCCUGUAAUUUGAUUUUGAUAUUAUUUUUUUAUCUUGAUAGAUUGAAAAUUAACACCAAUGAGUUGACUGAUGAACAUUAUCACAUAAUUUAUUCAGAAAGUAUAAAUAAUGACAAAUAAAGAUAGAAUACUAUUAACCGCAACAUGUAAGUGUGAAAAAACAAAAAAAAACCAUUAUGAUUUGUACAUUUUCAGAAUGUGCUUGGUCUAUUUUUAAACAAAGAAAACUAUCUGAAGUUGUCUUUAGUUUUAAGUUAUCGUGCCGUGAUUUUACCAGUCCGGCCCACUUGGGAGUAGAUUUUUCUCCAUGUGGCCCCCGAUCUAAAAUGAGUUUGACACUACAUGAGUAAAAUGUUUGACUACUCACUCUACCCACCUCAAGUUUAUGAAUGUAUUCAUUUUAAAAUGUUAUUUCAUGUUUUAUUACAUGAUGUAGAGCACUGAAAUGCUCCAUGAAUAUCAUUUUGGAAAAUAUAUUUUCUCACUGUAGUUUUGAAUUAACCCCACAAAACAGAGUUAAAAACAAUAUAUGGAAUGAAGAAAUAUCAUCUUUUCAACUAAAAUAAAAAAAAGGUUCCUUUUUAAAAGGCAACUUUCCCGGUCAAAUAGAGGUCAGUGCUGGUCCGUACAUUGAAGUCAUUAACAUUCAUGGACUGACUCCCAAUGUGUAACAAUAUUUCUGCGACUAAACAAACUGAGACGGACAUGUCCAGAGAGGCGAAGGGAGGCAAGUUCACGUAGGGUUCACUCCCACAAUUUAUGGAGCUCCUAUAGAAACGUAUUUGCCUGUUAACUUUGCACUUUCACGCACUCUUGAGACUCCACCAUGUGACCACCAUCAGUUUAUAGGCCUUCAGAGACUACCGUACAUACUGAUGAGCAGCUUUGAACAGGUCGCUGUAAACAUGCGGCGUUGGUUUGAAGGAAUACUUUGCAUAUUUUGAAACUUUUUCCUCUUACUCAAUGUCAAAAGAAAACAGCGUAAUCCGUGUAAGGCGGGGUGGAGCGUCAUAUUUGUUGGCAUUUGUCUGUUUCAGCUAGCAGGCUGACCAUAUCUACAUGAAAAUAAAUGUCGGGAAACACAUUAAAUGCAACACUUUUAAUUUCUUGUUCAGUCAUACUGUCAGCUUUAGAUUCUAAGACAGGAAUGCACUUCCUGUGGUGUUUGUUUUGCCUUUUAUUGACAUUUUAAUUUAAAAAAAGAAAAAACAACCAUAUAUUAUAUUGAUAUUAAUUGGCUCAUUAGCACAGUUUAAUUGAAGCACAAUCAAAAAUAUUUAUUAUGACGAUGUGACAUCUUUAAUUAAGCCUCCCUGGUGGUAGUUUGUUGCUACUGCAUCUAAUGAAGCAUCUUUUGGACCCUCCUGCAAAACAGACGUGAAAUACACACUGUAGAUUUUAAAAAACAAAUACAUUUUCCCCCAUUUGAAUACCUUAUCCUCCUGAUGCUCCAGGUUGUUUGCCUGAAUUUCUCUGGGAGAGUUGGGCGAGGACAAAGUUAUCUUGUUGAACCCAGGCUCCUUCAGUGGAGACACGAGCGUUAUAGGCUUUAGUCGUUGAUAACAAUGUGACGUGUGUGUCUGUACCAAAUUUUCAGUGUUAAACUCCUCUUCUGUGUCUGGUGUUAUAAUCUUUUCCGCCUCGUCCGGGUCGGAUGGCGGCAAUACCUGUAAGAGGACAAAACAUGCAGCACAACAUUCAAUUCAGAACUUCUUGGAUAGGAGACAUGUGCUUGUGUCUGACCUACUUUUAGUGUGUUGUGCAGAACGUCGUUUGCGUUGUUCAGCUCCUCAUCCUCCACUAUUUCUGCGACUCUCUUUAGAAUAAACAUACUUAUUUUUACAUUGACUGAUAGCUCACUGGACAAUUCAUUAGUCGCACCUGCACAUGAAAAUGUAUGCGAGAGGUGGACUAAGGCCUGCCGUAAUUGUGCAAGCAUAAGCACAUGCAUACAUGUGACAUACUGUUAUUUCUGUGAUCGCUGCCCCCACCAAUGAAUGAUUACCAUCACCAUGUAAAAUAGAAAAAAAACUAAGAGAACCAAAAUAAUUAAUAAAUCAAUAAGCCACAGUGCACGUAUUAAAGCACGAGCAUGUACACAUGCGCAACAGACAUGGCAUAGCACUAAUGAAAUCACCCCUCCCACCGGUUGUACUACAAUGAUAAACACAACCUUGAAUCAUAGACAUAAAAAAAGACUUAAAAUAAUCCAUAAAUUAAAAACCCACUGUACACUUACAAGCAUGUGCACAUGCACAACAGGUACGAUAUAUCACUAAAAUAAAUAAAUCUUCCCACCGGUUAUGAAUAAUAUUUGGCAUCUUGCAUCAUAGAAGUAAAAAAAACCCUCCAAAUAACCUACAGGUCAAAAGCCACCGUGCACUUCCUCAAGCACAGCAUAGCACUACUGAAAAUCCAAUGUGCAACAGACAUGAGAUAUCACUAACUAAUUAAUAAAUGUAACUAUACCUCUUCCCACCGGUUAUAAAUGAUAAACUCCCCAUUGAAUCAUAGAUAAAAACAAAGACUUAAAAUAAUCCACAAGUCUGAAGCAUUAGUGAUAAUUACCACCCUGAAUCUUAGACAUAAACGAAACUUCCACAAAGUCAAAAGCCACUGGACACUUUCUCUGUGAAUGUGCACAUGCGCAACAGAUGCGGCGUAUAACUAAUUAAAUAAUUAUUUCUACCAGGUAUAAUGAUACACACUACCUUUAAUCAUAGAGAUAAACAAAAAAACUUAAAAUAAUCCAGAAAAAGUCAAAAGCUACUGUACACUCUCUCUAGCAUGAGCAUGUUCAACAGAUACGACAUAUCACUACACUAAUUAAUUCAUUCCAACGUUUAUUUAAGAUAAACGCCACCUUGUGGAAAACACUUCAAAUAAUCUACAGUGGGUACAGAAAGUAUACAGACUAAAGAUGCGCGGAUAGGCAAUUAUUUCAUCCGCAACCGCAUCACAAAAGUCGUCAUCCACCCGCCAUCCACCCGAACUAACAUUUUAUCAAAACCACAACCGCCCGCCACCCACCCGUUGUUAUAUAUCUAAUAUAGACGAUGCAAGGCAUUAGUGAGGUUAGAAAGGAGAAAGGAGACUGAUCCAAUGCAGCAGAGACAUUCAAUGCGUGCCACGCAUUAAUAUCUCUUGGCCACGCAUUAGAGGCUAAGAGAUAUUAAUGCGUGAUAAUAUUAUUUAUCAGUACUAUAAUAUUAUUGUAAUUUCCAUUAAGAAAGUGUUGACUAUUAUUAUUUUUUUUACCUGGUCUUUAGUAUUCCCUUUUUUAGUUUGUCGCGUACCACGUUUGCAGCCGGCGUUGCAAUCUUUUUAUUUUUUUCUUCUUCUCCUGUUGUGUUGUGGUGUGCUGUGUCGCGCCAAAUUUCUUCCCCCUACAAAAACCUUCCACCCCCAUUUACUUCCGUGUUCAUGUUUCCUCUUACGUCAUUGACAGCGAUCGAUAGCACUUCGGCUUUGACUGCCCGUCGCUGGAAGGAUACUUUGUCUUUGACAGC